AUGGCCGGAGCACCGAUGGCCGUAGCACCUAUGGCCGUAGCACCCAUGGCCGUAGCACCUAUGGCCAUGAUCAGCACCGGCACAACCAAGACCAUGUUAAUAGGAGGGCUGUGGUCAGCACUGAUGGCCGUGAUCGGCAUCGAUGGCUCUGUGAUCCGCACUGGUAUAACGCCUGCGGUUGCAGAGCAACCAAGAAGGGCUGUGACCAGUACCGACAUCGAUAGCCGUGAUCGGCAUCGAUACAAUUCCUGCCGGUGCAGAGCUAACGUUGAUAGCACCGAUCGGAAGGUAGGAUCAGCACCGUCAGCUGUAAUCAACACCGGUGGCUGUGAUGCCGGGAUAGGAUCACACCCUGUUGUUAGAUCUGAGCUGAUAGCAGCAGCAGCUAUUGUGAUCAGGAUCGAGACACUCAAGACCCGAUAG
Molecule: messenger RNA, 423 nt
Organism: Drepanopeziza brunnea f. sp. 'multigermtubi' MB_m1
Lineage: Eukaryota; Fungi; Ascomycota; Leotiomycetes; Helotiales; Drepanopezizaceae
Source: RefSeq, a predicted model, not a curated record